AUGGGGGUGAUGGGGGGGAUGGGGCUGAUGGGGGUGAUGGGGGUGAUGGGGCUGAUGGGGGGUGAUGGGGGGGAUGGGGUGAUGGGGGGGAUGGGGGUGAUGGGGGUGAUGGGGGGGAUGGGGGUGAUGGGGGGCGAUGGGGGGCGAUGGAGGGAAGGGGCAGAGUGGUGGGCACACUCUGCCUGGGAUCGUGCUGUCAAGAGAGGACAGGUGGGCACACUCUGCCUGGGAUCGUGCUGUCAAGAGAGGACAGGUGGGCACACUCUGCCUGGGAUCGUGCUGUCAAGAGAGGACAGGUGGGCACACUCUGCCUGGGAUCGUGCUGUCAAGAGAGGACAGGUGGGCACACUCUGCCUGGGAUCGUGCUGUCAAGAGAGGACAGGUGGGCACACUCUGCCUGGGAUCGUGCUGUCAAGAGAGGACAGGUGGGCACACUCUGCCUGGGAUCGUGCUGUCAAGAGAGGACAGGUGGGCACACUCUGCCUGGGAUCGUGCUGUCAAGAGAGGACAGGUGGGCACACUCUGCCUGGGAUCGUGCUGUCAAGAGAGGACAGGUGGGCACACUCUGCCUGGGAUCGUGCUGUCAAGAGAGGACAGGUGGGCACACUCUGCCUGGGAUCGUGCUGUCAAGAGAGGACAGGUGGGCACACUCUGCCUGGGAUCGUGCUGUCAAGAGAGGACAGGUGGGCACACUCUGCCUGGGAUCGUGCUGUCAAGAGAGGACAGGUGGGCACACUCUGCCUGGGAUCGUGCUGUCAAGAGAGGACAGGUGGGCACACUCUGCCUGGGAUCGUGCUGUCAAGAGAGGACAGGUGGGCACACUCUGCCUGGGAUCGUGCUGUCAAGAGAGGACAGGUGGGCACACUCUGCCUGGGAUCGUGCUGUCAAGAGAGGACAGGUGGGCACACUCUGCCUGGGAUCGUGCUGUCAAGAGAGGACAGGUGGGCACACUCUGCCUGGGAUCGUGCUGUCAAGAGAGGACAGCCCGUCCCCACCCUUUUCCGCGCGACUAAUUUCCCCCACUCCCCGCCACAGCGCGUGCGCGGCGCCCUCGGCGCACCUUGCUGCGCGGACGGCGCCUCCGCCACGCGCGGAGGCAUGGCGGCCUGCGCGGACGAGUCAGGUCAUGGCGGAGCUGCGCGGAGUUGCGAGGGGUUGCGCGGGACGCGCCUCUCCCAGUCGAAGCCAAAGCCUUCCUCUCGAGAAAUGCUGCCGCGAUGCGCGGAUGUGGGGGAUGUGCGGAAGGAGUGCUUCCUUUGGGCUUCACCCUUCGUCCCUCAGGCCCCUCCUGCCCUCCCCGCCUGCCCUCUUGCCCCCGUCUCUCCCGCUUUCCCAUACGCCUCGCCCUUCACCCCUCUCGCCCCCAUCACCCCUCCACCUCUCGCCCUCUCCCGCCCCUUUUCUCCUCUUCCCCCGGCCCUUCUCUCGAGUUCGGUGGCUGCUGUUGGUGCUGGUUCUGGGAAGAACAGCGUUCCUCCCUCUCAGCUCAUCUGCACCGUUGAUGUGAUCCGGGACGAUCUCAUCCAUCCGUUGGCGGGCGGCAACAAGCUGCGCAAGCUGGACGGGCUGCUGCCGCCCGUUAUCCAAUCCGGGGCGACUGACGUGGUCACGUGUGGGGGCUGUCAAAGCGCACACACUGCAGCUGUGGCCGUGGCGUGUGCAGAGAGGGGCCUUAAAGCCCACCUCGUGCUAAGGGGAGAGCCGCCCAAAGUUCCUACGGGAAACACCCUCGUCUCGCACAUGUUCGGCUGCCCGAAAUACGUUUCCCGGGCAGAAUACGCGGACCGGGAGAAGGCGCUUCUUUCUCGGGCAGCUGCGGUGGCUGGGGAAGAGGGGACGGUUCAAUGGGGUGCUGGCCCUGCCACCACAUCAUCCAUGAAGUUUGGUGUGUCAGCAGCUGGAGCAGCCACGUCAGCAGCUAAAGAUGCCACGUCAGGGUUGAGUGACACGUCAGCAGGGAUGUAUGAGUCAGCAAAGGGGCAUCCACGUGUGGCAAUCAUCCCUGAGGGUGGAUCGGAUGGGCUGGCUCUGCUGGGUGCUCCGUCUCACUCGCUCCUGCCCCAGUUCUCCCCCCCUUCCCCAGGCCUCCUGCGCCUGGUACAUCUGCUCUCAGAGCAAGACAGGGAGCAUGAGCAGACGCAAGCAGGGCACAAGGAGCAGCGGAGGCGAGUGGUGGUGGUGGACAGUGGCACGGGCACCACUGCCGUUGGCUGUGCUCUUGCUGUUCAUCUGCUGGGCCUGCCCUGGCUCGUGGUGGGAGUAACUCUAGCAGGCACCACCGACUACUACACUGCACAGCAGGAAAAUCUGCUCAGAAGCUUCGCGGACCAGCUCCCCUUUCUGCUUUCUCAACCAGAAGCGCCAUUGCCUGUGACUGGCCGAGGCCAGGAGGAGGAUUCUGAUAGCACCUCAACAGAGGCAGCAGAAGGGGCAGGGGUGGCAGAAAUGGCAGAGGCGGCAGAGAGGGCAGAAGAAGCAGAGGGGGCAGAGGCAGCAGGGGAGGUGGGGCGAGCACAGCAGCAGCUGUCUGCCUGUGCCGGCGCCCUUCCCCUCGUCUGGGUGCCGCGAGAGACGCCCCGCCGCUUUGGCAAGGUUCUACCGGGUGAAAUCUCCCAGUGCUGUGAGUUCAUGCGAGCAACAGGCAUCCCUAUUGACCCCAUCUACACACUAGCUGCCUGGGAGGUAGCACACGCUUUACCACGCUCCUUCACACUCACUCAGGCUCUAGGGCAAGCCAAUGGAGGAGAGACACGUGGGCACGGGCUGGCAAAUGAAGGGGACGCUGGAAAGCCUUCUGAGUCUUGUCAACAGCAGGCUGAGGGGCAGAAGCAGCGCUCCCGAGGGCCGAGGGAUCCGAGCCAUGACGAACAGCUUGCUGAAACGCUUGCUCAGGCUCUGCUUCCGAAGCUGGGCGAGUGGCUCGGGAGCACGCAUGUGGUAGGAGACCGUGGAGGAGAGGAAAGGAGCAGCGUUGUUAGCACAGAUGAUGCGCGCGCCCGGGCCAAGGCGCGUGCCCGGACCAAGGCGCGCGCCUGGGCCAAGGCGCGCGCCUGGGCCAAGGCGCGCGCCCGGGCCAAGGCGCGCGCCCGGACCAAGGCGCGCGCCCGGACCAAGGCGCGCGCCCGGACCAAGGCGCGCGCCCGGACCAAGUCGCGCGCCCGGACCAAGUCGCGCGCCCGGACUAAGUCGUGCCCCCGGACCAAGUCGCGCGCCCGGACCAAGGCGCGCGCCCCGACCAAGGCGCGCGCCCGGACCAAGGCGCGCGCCCUGACCAAGUCGCGCGGGCCCGGACCAAGUCGCGCGCCCGGACCAAGGAGCGCGGCCGGACCAAGGCGCGCGCCCGGACCAAGGCGCACGCCCGGACCAGGGCGCGCGCCCGGACAAACGCGCGCCCGGACCAAGGCGCGCGCCCGGGCCAAGGCGCGCGCCCGGACCAAGGCGCGCGCCCGGACCAAGGCGCGCGCCCGGACCAAGGCGCGCGCCCGGACCAAGGCGUGCGCCCGGACCAAGGCGAGCCCCCGGACCAAGGCGCGCCCCCGGACCAAGGCGCGCGCCCAGACCAAGGCGCGCGCCCGGAGCAAGGCGCGCGCCCGGACCAAGGCGCACGCCCUGACCAAGGCGCGCGCCCGCACCAAGGCGCGCGCCCGGACCAAGGCGCGCGCCCAGACCAAGGCGCGCGCCCGGACCAAGGCGCGCGCCCGGACCAAGGCGCGCGCCCCGACCAAGGCGAGCCCCCGGACCAAGUCCAGCCCCCGGACCAAGGCGCGCGCUCGGACCAAGACGCGCGCCCGGACCAAGGUGCGCGCCCGGACCAAGUCGCGCGCCCGGACCAAGGCGCGCGCCCGGACCAAGGUGCGCGCCCGGACCAAGGCGCGCGCCCCGACCAAGGCGAGCCCCCGGACCAAGUCCAGCCCCCGGACCAAGGCGCGCACCCGGACCAAGGCGCGCGCCCGGACCAAGGCGCGCGCCCGGACCAAGGCGCGCGCCUGGACCAAGGUGCGCGCCCGGACAAACGCGCGCCCGGACCAAGGCGCGCGCCCGGGCGUAGGCGCGCGCCCGGACCAAGGCGCGCGCCCGGACCAAGGCGCGCGCCCGGACCAAGGCGAGCCCCCGGACCAAGGCACGCCCCCGGACCAAGGCGCGCGAACGGACCAAGGCGCGCGCCCGGACCAAGGCGAGCGCCCGGACCAAGGCGCGCACCCUGACCAAGGCGCGCGCCUGGACCACGGCGCGCGCCCGGACCAAGGCGCGCGCCCGGACCAAGGCGCGCGCCCGGACCAAGGCGCGCGUCCGGACCAAGGCGCGACUCCGGACCAAGGCGCGCGCCCGGACCAAGGCGCACGCCCGGACCAAGGCGCGCGCCCCGACCAAGGCGAGCCCCCGGACCAAUUCCAGCCCCCGGACCAAGGCGCGCGCCCGGACCAAGACGCGCGCCCGGACCAAGGCGCGCGUCCGGACCAAGGCGCGCGCCCGGACCAAGGCGCGCGCCCGGACCAUAGCGGCCGCCCGGACCAAGGCGCGCGCCCCGACCAAGGCGAGCCCCCGGACCAAGUCCAGCCCCCGGACCAAGGCGCGCACCCGGACCAAGGCGCGCGCCCGGACCAAGGCGCGCGGCCGGACCAAGGCGCGCGCCCGGACCAAGGCGCGCGCCCGGACCAAGUCGCGCGCCCGGACCAAGUCGCGCGCCCGGACCAAGGCGCGCGCCCGGACCAAGGCGCGCGCCCGGACCAAGGCCGCACCCGGACCAAGGCACGCGCCCGGACCAAGGCGCGUGCCCGGACCAAGUCGCGCGCCCGGACUAAGGCGCGCCCCCGGACCAAGGCACGCGCCUUGACCAAGGCGCGCCCCCGAACCAAGGCGCGGGCCCGGACCAAGUCGCGCGCCCGGACCAAGGCGCGCGCCCGGACCAAGGCGAGCCCCCGGACCACGUCCAGCCCCCGGACCAAGGCGCGCGCCUGGACCAAGGCGCGCGCCCGGACCAAGGCGCGCGCCCGGACCAAGUCGCGCGCCCGGACCGAGUCGCGCGCCCGGACCGAGUCGCGCCCCCGGACCAAGUCGCGCGCCCGGACCAAGGCGCGCGCCCGGACCAAGUCGCGCGCCCGGACCAAGUCGCGCCCCCGGACCAAGUCGCGCGCCCGGACCAAGUCGAGCCCCCGGGCCAAGUCGCGCGCCCGGACCAAGGCGCGCACCCGGACCAAGGCGCGCGCCCGGACCAAGUCGCGCGCCCGGACCAAGUCGCGCCCUCGGACCAAGUCGCGCGCCCGGACCAAGGCGCGCACCCGGACCAAGGUGCGCGCCCGGACCAAGGCGGGCCCCCGGACCAAGGCACGCGCCUUGACCAAGGCGCGCCCCCGGACCAAGGCGCGGGCCCGGACCAAGUCGCGCGCCCGGACCAAGGCGCGCGCCCGGACCAAGGCGAGCCCCCGGACCAAGUCCAGCCCCCGGACCAAGGCGCGCGCCUGGACCAAGGCGCGCCCCCGGACCAAGGCGCGCGCCCGGACCAAGGCGCGCGCCCGGACCAAGGCGCGCGCCCGGACCAAAGCGGCGCCCGGACCAAGGCGGCGCCCGGACCAAGGCACGCCCCCGGACCAAGGCGCGCCCCCGGACCAAGUCGCGCGCCCGGACUAA
Closterium sp. NIES-65 is the source of this 5628-nucleotide messenger RNA. The record is from the annotation of a GenBank genome assembly. Lineage: Eukaryota; Viridiplantae; Streptophyta; Zygnematophyceae; Desmidiales; Closteriaceae.